UAUCCAAAACAAAGACAUAAUUCAAACUUAAAACUAUCCUUGUCACACUCGAUUUCUCCUAACCCUCCGCUUCUUCCUCACUUAUCAUUCUCUGCAACUCCUCGUUGCACAAACACAAAAUUCAACUAUGAUGCACAAUGCAGCAUUCUUGUUCGUCACUUUCUUCCUCCAUUACUCUACUCACCUCACACACUCUCUGAACUCCGAUGGGCUCUCUCUGUUAGCUCUCAAAUCGGCCAUUACAACUGACCCAACCCACUCUCUAACCUUCUGGUCCGAAACGGACACAACUCCAUGUCACUGGGAAGGCAUCACGUGCGACAACGUUACUCAAAGAGUGAGUUCUGUCUCUCUCUCUAACAAGAACUUCACGGGGUACAUUCCGUCUGAACUUGGCACCAUUCUCUCUCUACAAUCGCUUUCUCUCUCUAACAACAACUUCUCGAAACUCAUUCCACUCCAUCUCUUCAAUGCCACCAAUCUCGUCUCUCUGGACCUCUCGCAUAACUCUCUCAGUGGGCCCAUCCCGGACAAGAUCACUUCAUUACAGUAUUUGAAGCAUCUGGAUUUGUCUUGUAAUGAUCUCAGUGGUUCACUCCCUGAGUCGCUUAGUGAGCUAACGCAUCUUUCCGGCACGGUUAAUUUGUCGUACAACCGUUUUUCCGGUGAGGUUCCGGCGUCGUACGGGAAGUUCCCGGUGUUUCUGAGCUUGGAUUUCCGGCAGAAUAAUCUUACGGGGAAGAUUCCACAGGAGGGGUCAUUGCUGAACCAGGGGCCCACAGCUUUCUCAGGAAACCCUGGUUUAUGUGGGUUUCCAUUACAGGUGUUAUGCACAGAGCCCGAGGCGCAAAACCCGAGAGUCGUUUCGGAUCCUGAAAACCCGAAACCUUUAAACGGGUUCACAGGGAGAGCAAGAGAGAAAAACGGGUCGGUUGCGGUUCCGUUAAUUUCAGCCGUCGCGGUUGUAAUCGGAGUGGUGUUUGUAUCGGUGUGGGUAAUCAAGAAAAAAUGGAAAGUUAACGAGGGCAAAACGGGGAAAGAAAAGUUGGAGAAGGAGGUAAACAGUGAAGAAGGGCAAAAGGGUAAAUUCAUAGUUCUGGACGAAGGGUUCAAUUUGGAAUUAGAAGAUUUGUUGAGGGCAUCUGCGUACGUGGUGGGGAAGAGCCGGAGUGGGAUAGUGUAUAAAGUGGUAGUAGGGAGGGGAUCAGGUGCGGCGGGUGCAGUUGUUGCGGUGAGGCGCUUGAGCGAGGGUGAUAACACGUGGAAGUUCAAAGAGUUUGAUUCAGAGAUGGAGGCUAUUGGCAGGGUCCAGCAUCAGAAUAUCGUACGGCUGAGAGCUUAUUACUACGCACAUGAUGAGAAACUAGUGGUUUCUGAUUAUAUAUCCAAUGGAAGCUUGUACACUGCGCUGCACGGUGGACCAGCUAAUACAUUGCCACCAUUCUCAUGGGCAAUAAGGUUGAAGAUUGCCCAGGGCACUGCAAGGGCUUUAGCGCACAUUCAUGAAUACAGUCCUCGAAAAUAUGUGCAUGGAAACAUAAAAUUAUCAAAGAUCCUACUCGAUGAUGACCUGCAACCUUAUAUCUCUGGUUUUGGUCUCAGCCGACUUGUAUCAGGCGGCAUUUCAAAAUCUACGAAUGGAGGAUUCAAAAAGCAGGACCUGAAUCAGACCAUAGUAAGUCCAAAAAAUUCAGCUUCUACAUCGGUAUAUCAUAUUGCACCCGAAGCUCGAGUUUCAACAAGCAGAUUCACUCAGAGAAGCGACGUCUACUCUUUUGGAAUCGUGCUUUUGGAGAUAUUAACAGGUCGCUCACCUGAUGGCGGAGCAGAUAACAAUGGUAUGAGUCUUGAGAGCGUAGUGAGGAAGGUAUUUCGCGAGGAACGUCCCUUGUCCGAGAUUAUUGACCCAGCACUUAAGCACGAGGUUCAUGCAAAGGCACAAGUUGUUGCUGCGUUUCAUGUUGCAAUCAGCUGUACAGAAUUGGAUCCAGAACUUAGACCUAAGAUGAGGAUGGUAUCUGAUUGUCUCGAUCGGAUUAAGGCAUAAGGGAAGUUUUUUUUGCACCUUUUCUAGGUUCAUAAUGUGUCUUUAAUGUUAGGAAGUUGGAAUUCCAUUAAGCAUGCUGUAACAUGUGUAGCUAGGCAGAAGUUGUAGUAGAAGUAGAAGCGUUAGUUCCAUCCUGAGAUGACUGACUGCACCCUCUUCUUACAUGUGUAUAUAAGAAUGCGGGUUCAUAUGA
Daucus carota subsp. sativus is the source of this 2240-nucleotide messenger RNA. RefSeq names its product receptor protein kinase-like protein ZAR1. The record is from RefSeq and is a predicted model, not a curated record. NCBI's taxonomy places the organism in Eukaryota, Viridiplantae, Streptophyta, Magnoliopsida, Apiales, Apiaceae. The transcript is spliced from 2 exons. Gene Ontology annotation, molecular function: protein binding; ATP binding; protein kinase activity. Gene Ontology annotation, biological process: protein phosphorylation. The coding region runs from base 128 to 2047 and encodes 639 amino acids.